Molecule: messenger RNA, 3933 nt
Organism: Nothobranchius furzeri (turquoise killifish)
Lineage: Eukaryota; Metazoa; Chordata; Actinopteri; Cyprinodontiformes; Nothobranchiidae
Source: RefSeq, a predicted model, not a curated record
GAUGGCUUGAGGAGGAUGAGAAGUGGAGCAGCAUGAAUGGAUGGCUCUGAGCGGGAGGGAGGAUUUCUACACAUGAAUAAUUGUAGAAACAGAAGCUAAGGCAGCAGCAGCUCCUCCUUUUGCUAACAUGAGGAGGGAAAUGACGAGGUCCUUCCAGAAGGCGAGAUGCUGGCUUCAACCUGUGAGGUCAUCAGAUGGAGUCAGAGCAGACGGCCGAUCCUGGAGAUCACACCGAACAAUCAGAUCCUUCAUGUAACACCAGCUCGGCUAGAGGUUAGGCAGCUGUGAGCUGACACAUGGGGCAGCGUCCUGGCAUGCCGUCCGGAGCGAGGAUGCCCCACCAGGGAGCUCCCAUGGGCCCCCCCGGCCCCCCAUACGGAGGGAGCCCCGCGGUGCGGCCCGGCCUGCCCUCCCCGGUGAUGGAGCCCAGUCGUAAGAGGCCCGUCCCGUCCCAGCAGGUCCAGCAGCAGCAGCAACAGCAGCAGCAGCAGCAGCAGCAGCAGCAGACCGUCCAGAACCGAGCCAGGAAGAAGCCUGUCGGAUUCCCGGGAGCCAAUGAGAUGCCGGCGAGGCAGAUGGACAUGAGAGAGCCCCAAUCAGAUCCCACGCUUGGAUCAAAUGCUAAGAGAAGGAAAAUGGCAGACAAGAUUCUUCCGCAAAGGAUCCGUGAGCUGGUACCAGAAUCUCAGGCCUACAUGGAUUUGCUAGCCUUUGAGCGCAAACUGGACCAGACAAUCAUGCGUAAACGCGUGGACAUCCAGGAAGCGCUGAAGAGACCGAUGAAGCAGCAAAAGCGUAAAUUAAGGCUCUAUAUUUCUAACACCUUCAACCCGGCUCGACCCGACGCGGACGACUCAGAUGGCAGCAUUGCAUCAUGGGAACUGAGAGUUGAGGGCAAGCUGCUGGAAGAUCCCGGGAAGCAGAAGAAGAAGUUCUCCUCGUUUUUUAAGAGCUUGGUGAUCGAGUUGGACAAAGAUCUGUAUGGGCCAGACAACCACCUGGUGGAGUGGCAUCGCACCCCCACCACCCAGGAGACAGAUGGCUUCCAGGUGAAGCGACCAGGAGACGUGAGCGUACGUUGCACUCUGCUGCUGAUGCUGGACUACCAGCCUCCCCAGUUCAAACUGGACCUACGUCUUGCUCGUCUGCUUGGCAUUCACACUCAGACCCGCUCCUGCAUCAUCCAGGCGCUCUGGCAGUAUGUCAAGACCAACAAGCUGCAGGACUCGCACGACAAGGAGUACAUCAACUGUGACAAAUACUUCCAACAGAUCUUUGACUGUCCUCGCCUGAAGUUCUCCGAGAUCCCCCAGCGCCUCACCAACCUCCUUCUGCCGCCUGACCCCAUCGUCAUCAACCACGUCAUCAGCGUGGACCCCAACGACCAGAAGAAGACGGCCUGCUAUGACAUCGACGUGGAGGUUGAAGAUCCCCUGAAGAGCCAGAUGAGCAGCUUCCUGCUCUCCACUGCCAACCAGCAGGAAAUCGCCUCACUGGACAACAAGAUCCACGAAACCAUCGAGUCCAUUAAUCAGCUGAAGAUCCAACGAGACUUCAUGCUCAGCUUCUCCAGAGAUCCCAAAGGCUACAUCCAAGACUGGCUCAAAUCCCAGAGCCGGGACCUUAAGCUGAUGACCGACGUUGUCGGGAACCCCGAGGAGGAACGGAGGGCAGCAUUCUACCAUGAGCCCUGGUCCCAGGAGGCCGUCAGCCGUUAUUUCUACUGCAAGAUCCAGCAGAGGAGACAGGAGCUGGAACAGGCCUUAGCGGUCCGCAACACCUAAACAGAGGCCCACCUGGACUUCUGGGCUGAGUGUGUCAGGAUGUGUGUGUGUGUGAGAGAUUUUCUAACCAGUGUUUUAAAGUUAAAGGUUUAUUGGUGGGAGAUCUCGUUGCACUUCAUCCACGUCCCGUUCUUUUAUCUUGUUUGUGAGGAAUCACUCGGAAACCGUCGUCCGUCUGAGCUUCUGGUUUUGAGCGAGUCCUCAUCUGUUACCGUUUGUGGUGUUACGAUUCAAAGCGUUACUGUGUGCGUUUUUUUUGUUUUUUAUUUUUGAUGGGUUCAUGAAUUACCACCAGCAACUAGUUUCUGUAAGAAAAUGCUCUGAUUUGUCCAACUUGAGUUUCUAAAGCCUGAGUCAUGCGUCUGCGUCAGUGCGGAGACACGCAAUGCCAUUAUCCGUCCUUGCGGGCCUGCUGGAGAGCCCCCGCAAGGACUGACAGAGUCGAGCUCUCUUUUCUAAACAUCCGUCUGUCGAGAUGGAGAACGCAAGUUUGUGAUUGGUCAGGGCACCGCUGUUGUCUACACCACCGCCAUUGCGCCCUCAAAAACAUAAACAGAGCUGAGGAUAACUAGCAGCAGACACGGAGAAGCUUGAAGAAUACCUCAUGAAAAAAACUCUAAAAACAUGAAUGUUUAAUUCUCCCGUGACUGGAGGAGUGAAAAGAUACGCAGCAGGCGUUUUAUUUGUGGACGGAAAUGACAGGAAACGUGGGUUUAGAGGUGGCGAGCGCAUGAAGCGGUGUUAAAAAGUCUCUUAUACACAAAAACACAAUAUAACACACUAUCUUGGACCGGAUACGACAGGAUACCACAGAACAGCAAUACGCCCUCUGGUGUCCUGGCGGGGAAUUGCUUUGCAACACUCUCCAGGAGAUGGAGAAGUAUGAGGGCAAAACAUCUCCAUCUGUGCGUGUGCGUCUCUCCCUUUUGGAGCUGACGGAGAAGCAUGACUCAGGCUUAAAGCUGCGUUUUAACGAAGAGGAACUGAACUUUUGCUCCCUGAACCCAAAUGCGCCUCUGAGCUGAUCUUUCCCUCUCACAUCCUCUUGCUAAUGUUCUGAAGGCGUUACCAAAGGCUGCAACGAGAAGAAAACAAAAGAAAAACGGUAGAACUCCAUUUUAUGUUUCACACAAAAAUGAGAUUUUAAAAGUUUCUUUUCUAGAGAUGUGAAUGUAAAUAUGUUGUUUUGUCUCCUUAAGAAGGCCAGCUGUACAGUAUACAUCUAUGUGUGUUUGUUUGUUUGUUUUUUUUGGGGGGGGGGUGAGUUGGGAACUUCAUGAGUUUUGAAUCAGUCGGGCAGGAAUGUUAGCGUUCCUCUGUGUGCUGUCCUGGCUGUGGGGCGGUUUAUUUUGGGUCCGUCCCGUGUCUGUCGUGGGAGAAAGCGACCUCCCUCCCUCUCCGUAGCUGUAGACCAUGAUAAUCUAUACCAGUCUCCUUUUUUUUUUUUUUUUUUACAACAUUUGACUUGUAUGUAUAUGUUGUACUCCUUUUUUUUCUAGAUCGGAAACCUUUUGGGGUUUCUUUGCACUGUGCUGUAACCGUCGGGACUCUCCUUUAUUAGCCCCACUAAAGUGAUUCCACGAAGACCUAUGCAUGCUCCAUGAACAUGGACUCAAACAUGAUGGGACAGUAAAGUGUAAAUAUUUUUGGGAAAAAAAAAAAAAAAUAAAAAGGCAGGCAUGGAUGUGUGCUGAGGGCAGGAGUCCACGCAUUAGUUCAAAUGCCUUUUGGACACAUUUCUUUAGCCAAAAAUAACACGUCCUACCAGCGAGCUAACUGUAGGUGUGAUUCUGUUACUGGGACUAAGUUCAACUAAAUGCACUCUAGUCAUGUUUCUCUGCACGGCCAGAACUUCCUGUUGUCACUGAAUCACUAGCACCCUCUUGUGGAGGACAGUGGAGCUGCAGCUCUGCCUCAAAAUCACUACUGUGUCUUUUUUUGUUACUGUUAACAUGUUUGUCUGGAUUCUUGCAUGUUUGUCAAGAGCGGGAGCUCCUCUUCCUCUCUGUUUACACCGAGGGUCACCGACGGGAGGGAUCCAAGGGCACACGAGCAUCUCUGAAGGCUUUGAUGAAGGGAAAACAGCUGUGACUUUAUGAGACAGUCUGGAUGUAAAUAAAGAAGCGCUUGCCAAAGUUUGUAAAAGCCA